AUGACCUCAAUUGGAACGGGAUAUGAUCUCUCGAACAGUGUGUUCUCACCAGAUGGCAGAAACUUUCAAGUUGAAUAUGCCGUGAAAGCGGUUGAAAAUGGAGCGACUUCGAUUGGAAUAAAGUUUGAUGAUGGAAUUGUACUUGCUGUAGAGAAACUAGUUACUUCGAAGCUACUUGUUCCGGGCAAAAACAUGAAAAUCCAAACGAUAGAUCGGCACAUUGGUUGCGCUUAUUCUGGAUUAUUACCCGAUGGGAGACAUCUGGUCAACCGAGGACGUGAAGAAGCCGCUAGCUUCAAGAAAAUGUACGCCGAGCCCAUUCCUAUUCCCGCUUUGGCAGACCGUCUUGGUCAAUACGUACAGGCCCACACCCUUUACAACAGUGUGAGACCUUUUGGUAUAUCAGCGAUAUUCGGUGGUGUGGACGAGAAUGGACCUCAUCUCUAUCUAUUGGAGCCUAGCGGAACCUAUUGGGGCUACAAAGGAGCAGCUACUGGUAAAGGCAGACAAUCCGCUAAAGCGGAGCUCGAGAAACUAAUCAGCAAGAGGCCUAAUUUAAAUGCAAGAGAGUCUGUGCUAGAGGCCGCACGCAUAAUUUAUCUGGCUCAUGAAGAUAACAGAGAGAAAGAAUUCGAACUUGAAAUGUCUUGGUGCUCCAUCAGCGAAACCAACGGACUUCACAAGAGCAUCCCAAAAGAUCUAUUCGACGAAGCUGUAGCUUUUGCUAAAAAGGAAAAUGAUGAGGAAAAUAGCGAUAGCGACGAUUCUGGAGACGACAGUGACGGAAGCGAUUCUGGCGAAAAGAAAGAUGCGGAGGGAGAUUUGCAAUUAGAGUAA
Messenger RNA from Lachancea mirantina, 837 nucleotides. The record is from the annotation of a GenBank genome assembly. NCBI's taxonomy places the organism in Eukaryota, Fungi, Ascomycota, Saccharomycetes, Saccharomycetales, Saccharomycetaceae.